UGUGGGCUUCAGCAUUUGGUGGAGAGAUGAAGUCCAUCUCUGCAAAGUAUUCUGGCUCCCAGCUGCUUCAGAAGAAAUACAAAGAGUUUGAGCGGGCAGUGCGAGUGGAGGAGAUCGAUGGGCUGCGUCUGGUCAAACAGCUGGCACAAAACAUGGAGGAGAUGUUCCAUAAAAAAGCACAGGCCAUGAAGAGACUGGUGGAGGCAGCAGAGGAGGCCCACCUUCAGCAUGAGGAGGACCCAGACCUACAGUAUGAAUACUUCAAUGCAGUCCUGAUCAACGAAGUGGAUGAAGAAGGCAACAGUGUGGAACUCGGGGGAGAAUUUGUCUUGCAGCCAAAUGACCAUUUCAAUAAUUUAUCGGUUAACCUCAGUCUGAGUGUGGUGCAGGUGCCCACCAACAUGUAUAAUAAAGAUUCUGCUAUUGUCAACGGUGUGUACUGGUCCGAGGCUCUAAAUAAAGUCUUUGUGGAUAAUUUUGAGAAGGACCCAUCGCUCAUCUGGCAGUACUUCGGCAGUGCAAAGGGCUUUUUUCGACAGUACCCAGGCAUUAAAUGGAAACCAGACGAACAUGGUGUCAUUGCGUUCGACUGUCGAAACAGGAAGUGGUACAUCCAGGCUGCGACGUCUCCCAAAGAUGUGGUGAUCUUGGUGGACGUGAGCGGCAGCAUGAAGGGGCUGAGGCUCACCAUCGCAAAGCAGACUGUGUCCUCAAUUCUGGACACUCUGGGAGAUGAUGACUUCUUCAACAUUAUUGCUUAUAAUGAGGAGCUGCAUUAUGUGGAGCCCUGUUUGAAUGGGACUCUGGUCCAGGCUGAUGUCACUAACAAAGAUCAUUUCCGAGAACACCUGGACAAGUUGUUUGCUCAAGGAAUCGGCAUGUUAGACGUGGCUUUGACCGAAGCCUUUAAUCUGCUAAGUGAUUUCAAUGAAACAGGGAGAGGAAGUGAGUGCAGUCAAGCCAUUAUGUUGGUGACAGAUGGAGCAGUGGACACGUACGAUGCCAUCUUUGCCAAAUACAACUGGCCGGAUAGAAAGGUCCGGAUAUUCCCUUACCUGAUUGGUCGAGAGUCCGCCUUCGCUGAUAAUCUCAAAUGGAUGGCAUGCGCUAAUAAAGGCUACUUCACUCAGAUCUCUACACUAGCCGAUGUCCAGGAGAAUGUGAUGGAGUAUUUACAUGUCCUGAGCCGACCAAAAGUGAUUGACAGAGAACAUGACACCGUUUGGACCGAGGCCUACAUCGACAGCACUCUGGAUGAUGGUCAAGGUCCAGUUCUGAUGACCACUGUAGCAAUGCCAGUGUUCAGCACCAAAAAUGAAACAAGGAACAGGGGCAUUCUGCUUGGUGUGGUGGGAACAGAUGUGCCUGUGUCAGAGCUGCUCAAGACCAUCCCCAAAUACAAGCUGGGCAUUCAUGGCUAUGCUUUUGCAAUCACCAACAAUGGCUACAUCCUCACCCACCCAGAUCUACGACCACUUUAUGGUGAUGGUAAGAAGCGCCGAAAGCCAAACUACAGCAGUGUGGACCUGUCAGAGGUGGAGUGGGAAGAUAAAGAUGACACGCUCAGAAAUGCAAUGGUCAACAGAAAGACCGGGACCUUCUCUAUGGAGGUGACCAAGAGCAUCGACAAAGGGAAACGAGUAUUGGUUUUACAUAAUGAUUACUACUACACAGAUAUAGAAGGGACUCCCUUCAGUCUAGGAGUGGCUCUUUCCAGAGGUCAUGGGAAGUUCUUUUUCCGAGGGAAUGUCACAAUAGAAGAAGGUCUUCACGACUUGGAGCAUCCAGAUGUGGCACUAGCUGAUGAAUGGACAUACUGCAACACAGACGAGCACCCAGACCACCGCUACCUGUCCCAAAUAGAAGCAAUUAAACUUUACCUGAGUGGACACGAACCACAGCUCAAGUGUGACAAAGAGCUAAUCCAGGAAGUCUUGUUUGAUGCUGUGGUCACUGCCCCUCUGGAAGCCUACUGGACCAGCUUAGUUUUGAAUAAGUCUGAGAAUUCCGACAAAGGUGUGGAGAUAGCAUACUUGGGCACAAGAACUGGGCUUUCUAGGAUCAACUUGUUUGUAGUUCCCGAUGAGCUCACUAACCAAGACUUCCUGACAGCUGAGGACAAAGAAGGAGUGUUUAACGCAGAUCACUUUCCUCUUUGGUACAAAAGAGCCGCGGAGCAAGUUCCCGGAACGUUUGUCUACUCUCUCCCAUUUACUGCUGUGGGCAUUCAGAUGAAACUGGAGUUUUUUCAGAAGAAAUUUUGGACGGCCAGCAGACAGUGUGCAGCUUUGGAUGGAAAGUGCUCUAUCAGCUGUGAUGAUGAGAAUAUUAACUGCUACCUUAUAGACAACAAUGGGUUCAUUUUGGUAGCCGAGGACUACACUUUGACGGGAAAAUUCUUUGGUGAGGCUGAAGGAGCAGUUAUGAACAAGCUUCUGCACAUGGGCUCUUUUAAAAGGGUGACGCUGUACGACUAUCAGGCUCUGUGCUGGGUCUUUUCAGAGAGCAGCGGCAGUGGACACACUCUCCUAGAUCCGUACUUUGCCUUCUUCUCUACAAUCAAGUGGAUUUUGACCGAACUUGUCAUCUUUAUGGUGGAGUUCAACCUGUACAGCUGGUGGUACUCGGAUCUCACAACAAAAGCUCAGAGGAUGGGGCGUUCCAUGCAGGUUCCUUGCGACACAGAGUACCCGGCCUUUGUGUCAGAGAGGACCAUCAAAGAGAACAUGGGGCACACCGACUGCGACGGCUGCAUCAAGUCUUUUGUGAUCCAGCAGAUCCCCAGCAGUAACCUCUUCAUGGUGGUGGUUGACAACAAGUGUGAUUGCAGCAUGUUUGAGCCCAUUACCAUGGACCCCAUUGAGAUCAUGUAUAAUGAAUCACUGAAAUGUGAGCGGCUGAAGAUGCAGAAGGAUAGGAGGCGUCCAGAUACCUGCCACCCUUUCCACCCGGAGGAGAAUUCGAUGGAGUGUGGAGGAGCCAUGGGUCUUGCACCAUCUCUGUCUGCUGUACUCUUUUGCAUCCUUCUGGCUGUCUGUCCCAGGUGACCCUCUCCAUGUGAGGAUCGGCUUGGCUGGGCAUGUAAACCAACUGCGAUAAUGCUACAAGAAAACGACAACCCUAAUCUAUAAAAAGUGACCAAUGAAAAACAUCAACUGCUGCCCCUGAGGUUUCCCCCAAACUGGCAACAAAAAAAGCAAUAUAUAAGCCGCAAACAGGGAUAUACAAAGUAUUGAACAUAGUAAAAUGCCAAUAAGACACCUAGUAGCUUAAACUAUCACAGUAUAAUGCUAUGUUCAGUUCUUUCUGGGUUCAUGGUGUGUAGCUGGGCUUUCAGGUUGGAGCCACAUAAAAACACAUCAUAUGAAGUAAAAUAAAGAGAUUUAAAAAAAAAAAAAAAAAAAAUCAUCAAAUGAUGAUAGUUUGUCAGAAGGGGCAGAGACUGUAAAAAUGUCUGUCAAAUGUUUUUUUUAUGCCAAGAAAAGAAUAAAGUAUUAAAAGUACAGUACUGUGCAAAACACUCUGAUGGGCAUCUCUUUUUAUUUAUUUUUGACUCUUGGGUC
This is a messenger RNA of Periophthalmus magnuspinnatus, 3563 nucleotides long. RefSeq names its product calcium channel, voltage-dependent, alpha 2/delta subunit 3a (gene cacna2d3a). The transcript is spliced from 34 exons. Gene Ontology annotation, molecular function: voltage-gated calcium channel activity. The record is from RefSeq and is a predicted model, not a curated record. Gene Ontology annotation, cellular component: voltage-gated calcium channel complex. Lineage: Eukaryota; Metazoa; Chordata; Actinopteri; Gobiiformes; Gobiidae. The coding region runs from base 27 to 3047 and encodes 1006 amino acids.